AUGCAUCUGACCAAAUUCUUCGGAACCGUUGCGCUGUUCUUCGCUGCCGCUUCUGCUGUGCAGCCAAGGGUCGUCAACCUCGGCGACAUCAACCGCCGCCGUGGCCCUUACAACCCUACUCCCCCCAACUCGCCCAGCGGCAAGAUUGUCACCAACGGCGAGGAGGACGACGAGUAA
This is a messenger RNA of Cordyceps militaris CM01, 177 nucleotides long. RefSeq lists its product as uncharacterized. NCBI's taxonomy places the organism in Eukaryota, Fungi, Ascomycota, Sordariomycetes, Hypocreales, Cordycipitaceae. The record is from RefSeq and is a predicted model, not a curated record. The coding region runs from base 1 to 177 and encodes 58 amino acids. The transcript has 2 exons.